This is a messenger RNA of Lutzomyia longipalpis, 931 nucleotides long. RefSeq names its product ralA-binding protein 1 (gene Rlip). Gene Ontology annotation, biological process: small GTPase-mediated signal transduction. The record is from RefSeq and is a predicted model, not a curated record. The transcript is spliced from 2 exons. Gene Ontology annotation, molecular function: GTPase activator activity; small GTPase binding. NCBI's taxonomy places the organism in Eukaryota, Metazoa, Arthropoda, Insecta, Diptera, Psychodidae. Bases 63 to 857 code for a protein of 264 amino acids.
CACAACAUAAGAAAAGUGAAGAAGAAGAAGACGAGGAAUUUGGUUAUGGAAUAUUUUUUGUGAUGGAAUUUGAGAGUCCGGACGUUGAGAAGGAGUUCCCUGGGUUGUACGCCUCCCAAGCGCGAACUGGGGAAGAUGUGGACGACGGUGAGGGUGGUAGGAGUGCACGUAGGCGUGAUAGGAAAAAGGAUAAAGGAUAUGCCACCUUGUCCGGGGAUAGUAGUCCGGAGAAGGAGCGCAAGAGGAAGGCAUUCAAAUUCACACCGAAAGUUCAUCACAUCUUCCCGUGGUGUCGACCACAGCCACCACCCCCGGCUGUGGGAAAUGAUGCCACAACCCCGCCCCUGCCUGAAGAUCCCGCAGAGGUGGCAGCUGAAUUGGAACGUCAGGAGAGACUUCUGGAGCAACUGCAUGAGGAUAUCAGGCGUGAAGGUUCAGUUGACAGGGAGGAACAACUGUGGGCUGUUCAGCGUACGGUGACACACUUAAAGCGCCGCCUCAGGCAAUCCAGGAUGCAGUGGAAUGCCGAUGUUCAUCUUCUCCUUCCGCACACAACCCAUCCAGAUGCCGAGGAAGUGGUUAAGCUGCAACUGGAGAAUAGACAUCUCAUGGCACUUGCUGAACGUCUCGUAGCACGACUGCGGGAUGCCACGGAGGAAGUGACAAGACUGGCAGGUGAAUCAAUACCCCCAGCUGCGGGGGAGGAAGACUCUCACGAUAUGGAAGCCCUCAUUGUGGAGAAUUGCAAACUCCUUGCAUCGAUAAAGGAGCUCGGGGAGAAGUUACAAGAAACUCAAAUGGAACUUGUUCAGUUGCAAGUUGAAGCCUCCAUUGAGGAGGCUCUUACCUCUGACUAGAACUUUAUUAUUAAUCUAUGAAAAAUAUAAAAAUUUUACUCACAAAAUAAAUCAUUAAAAAAAGCCAUUAAAAA